This is a messenger RNA of Macrobrachium nipponense, 1149 nucleotides long. RefSeq lists its product as uncharacterized. Bases 1 to 1149 code for a protein of 382 amino acids. The transcript has 4 exons. The record is from RefSeq and is a predicted model, not a curated record. NCBI's taxonomy places the organism in Eukaryota, Metazoa, Arthropoda, Malacostraca, Decapoda, Palaemonidae.
AUGGUCACAAAAGUAGAUUAUGCGAACAAAACCCCAACUACUAGGAUCUUGGCCAGGAAGAUGGUGCCGACAGGAAGACUUCUCCUAGAUUUCAGUGAUAUGUUAACGGUAGUCCAUAUUGAUGCCCAAUCCUUGUUGAGUCAUAAACUUGAAAUAGAACUUAUGUUAAACGAACAAAACAUUGAUAUUCUAUGUGUUAGCGAAACAUGGUUAUACACUAAUAUAAGUGACGCAUUUAUAAAUAUUCCCCUGUAUGAUGUCUACCGUCAGGAUCAAGGUCGGGGUGGAGGGCCCAACCGGCCUGCCCACCAUCCCAACCCCGGCUGUGCCAACCAGCUUGCCCACCGUCCCACCCUGUCUGUCCUAACCGGACUGCCCACCAUCCCACUCACAGCUGCCCCAACCAACCGGACUCCCACCAUCCCACUGCCGGCUAACCAAACCAGCCUUCACACCGUCCCACCCCUGGCUCUCCCAACUGGCCUGUCCACCAUCCUACCCCUGGCUGUCCUAACCGACCUGCCCACCAUCCUACCCCUGGCUGCCCCAACCGGCCUGCCCAUUGUCCACCCCCGCUGCCCCAACCGACCUGCCCACCGUCCCACCCUGGCUGUCCCAACCGACCUCCCCACUAUCCUACCCCUGGCUGUCCUAACCGACCUGCCCACCGUUCCACCCCCAACUGCCCCAACCAAGCUGGCCACCGUCCCACCCCCGGCUACCCCAACCCAUCCUACCUACCGUCCCCCACCCCUGGCUGCCCCUACCGGCCUCCCCACCAUGCCACCCUUAGCUGCCCACCUGGCUAAUGAUGUCCCACCCCCAGCUUUUCCAACCAGUCUCCCCACCGUCCCACCCCAGCUGCCCCACCCGGCCUCCCCACCAUCCUACUCCCAGCUGCCCUGCUCAGCUUCCCCACAGUCCGAACCCCAUGGGGCUAUCAAGAAUUAUGCCCACACCAAACAUCAAGAGGCUGUCUCCCGGGAUGUUCAUCCAGAACAUGAAGAUCAUCAGUUACACCUGCUGGAGGCGCUUCUCAACCAGCAAAUAAAACCAGCACUUAAUACGACCCAGGAAGAAUUUCUCCUCCCCAUGAGUAUGAGAAGACCUGUCACUAACUACGACACCACUGAUCAUGAACUGGAUUGA